AUCAGCUUACGUCUAACCGAAAAAUUAUUUACAAGUUGCUCAUAAGAAUCAGAGUCACUGACACUGUUACUCUCCCUUCCCUCACACUCACCUGCUUUCCAAAAAAUGGCGUUACAGUCUCAUAUUCUCAAGAAAAUCAUACAAAAAUCCAAACCCACUUCUCUUGUUUACAACAACAUCAAUCUCUUCUCUUCAUCUGCUGCUUCCACCGCCGCCACCACCACCACUCCAUCCGCCACCGCCACAGCCACCGAUCCUCCGCCACCAAAGCUCCCACCUUUCAACUAUGAUCCCAAACCCUACAAAGGCCCAUUGGCCGAUGAGGUUCUUAGCAAACGAAAGAAAUUUCUGGGUCCUUCUCUUUUCUACUACUAUCAAAAACCUUUAAAUAUUGUUGAAGGGAAGAUGCAGUAUUUGUUUGAUGAAAGUGGGAGGAGAUAUUUGGAUGCGUUUGCUGGAAUAGUGACGGUUUCAUGUGGUCACUGUCAUCCUGACAUUUUGAAUGCUAUUAUGGAACAGAGCAAGCUUCUUCAACAUGCUACUACUAUCUAUUUGCAUCAUGCUAUUGCUGAUUUUGCUGAGGCUUUAGCCGCUAAGAUGCCCGGAAAUCUUAAGGUUGUGUAUUUUGUAAAUUCUGGGUCGGAAGCUAAUGAAUUAGCAAUGCUGAUGGCCAGACUAUACAGUGGUAAUCUAGAUAUGAUUUCUUUAAGAAAUGCUUAUCAUGGAGGAAGCUCUAAUACAAUUGGACUAACUGCUCUAAACACAUGGAAGUACCCUAUACCACAGGAUGACAUUCAUCACGUUGUUAAUCCAGAUCCAUAUCGAGGGAUUUUUGGUUCUGAUCCAUCUGGAUAUGCCAAAGACGUGGAAGAUCACAUUGCAUAUGGUACUUCAGGAAAAGCUGCUGGAUUUAUAGCUGAAACUAUUCAGGGAGUUGGAGGAACAGUUGAAUUGGCCCCUGGGUACUUAAAACUGGUUUAUGACAUUGUACGCAAUGCUGGCGGUGUCUGCAUUGCUGAUGAAGUUCAAACUGGAUUUGGUCGCACAGGAAGCCAUUAUUGGGGUUUUGAGACACAAGGAGUCAUUCCUGACAUAGUUACCAUGGCCAAGGGUAUUGGUAAUGGUUUACCACUAGGAGCAGUAGUGACAACACCAGAAAUAGCAAGUGUUAUGUCUCAGAAGAUUCAAUUUAACACGUUCGGCGGCAAUCCUGUUUGUUCUGCUGGUGGGCAUGCGGUACUGAAAGUUCUUGACAAAGAGAAGCGUCAAGAACAUUGCGCCAAUGUGGGUUCCCACAUUAUUAGCCGCUUGAAAGACCUUCAGCUAAAACAUGACAUCAUUGGAGACGUAAGAGGGAGGGGUUUAAUGGUGGGAAUAGAACUUGUUACAGACAGGAAGGAGAAGACACCAGCCAAGGCAGAAACCACAGUUCUUUUUGAGAAACUCAAAGAUCUUGGUGUUCUAGUUGGGAAAGGUGGACUGCAUGGAAAUGUUUUUCGAGUGAAGCCACCUAUGUGUUUCACCAAAGAUGAUGCAGAUUUUCUCGUGGAUGCUUUGGACUAUUCUAUGUCAAAGCUGUGAGGAUCAAAGAUGUUCGGAUGAGUUGAAUGUGUAACACUCAAACCUUCAAAUGUCAGAUCUUUCAUUUCCAUUUAUUAAUUUCAGUAAUAGUAAGAAAAUUGUAAUGAGCUCAUUCCUUCUAUUGCAUGAGAUAGUAUGAUCAGAAAUAGGAAUCCCAGGUGAGAAAGUUUAGCAUUGGCAA
Messenger RNA from Mercurialis annua (annual mercury), 1762 nucleotides. RefSeq names its product alanine--glyoxylate aminotransferase 2 homolog 1, mitochondrial-like. The record is from RefSeq and is a predicted model, not a curated record. Gene Ontology annotation, molecular function: L-alanine:glyoxylate transaminase activity; pyridoxal phosphate binding. Gene Ontology annotation, cellular component: mitochondrion. The transcript is spliced from 9 exons. Lineage: Eukaryota; Viridiplantae; Streptophyta; Magnoliopsida; Malpighiales; Euphorbiaceae. Bases 106 to 1581 code for a protein of 491 amino acids. Gene Ontology annotation, biological process: glyoxylate catabolic process.